Talaromyces proteolyticus is the source of this 3339-nucleotide messenger RNA. RefSeq names its product putative ubiquitin C-terminal hydrolase. Gene Ontology annotation, biological process: regulation of protein stability; protein deubiquitination. The transcript has 12 exons. Gene Ontology annotation, cellular component: nucleus; cytosol. The coding region runs from base 1 to 3339 and encodes 1112 amino acids. The record is from RefSeq and is a predicted model, not a curated record. NCBI's taxonomy places the organism in Eukaryota, Fungi, Ascomycota, Eurotiomycetes, Eurotiales, Trichocomaceae. Gene Ontology annotation, molecular function: cysteine-type deubiquitinase activity; protein binding; cysteine-type endopeptidase activity.
AUGCUCGUCGAUGAGUAUGAACAGUACAACAAUGACCGCACCGAUGUUAUCGUCGUCUCUCGCUCCGGCUCAGAGGAGGAGCCCGAGUCGGAGCCAGCCGCAAAUGACUAUGAGGCUAUGAUGGCCCGCAUCCUUCCAAAGGAUCCCGAACUAGAGAUCGAAGCCGAAGCGUAUAACACAUGGCAUAUAACGGACUGGCGGAAGUUGAAAAAAAAGGAACAUGGGCCUGUUUUCGAAUGCGGAGGAGCUCCCUGGCGUGUUCUCUUUUUCCCCUACGGUAACCAGGUCGACCAUGCUUCGUUCUAUCUCGAGCAAGCUUGGGAUAAGGAACCUCCUGAGAACUGGUAUGCAUGUGUCCAGUUUGCCUUGGUGCUCUGGAAUGUGAACGAUCCCUCUAUCCAUGUCUCUCAUGUCGCCACACACAGGUUCAACGCCGAGGAAGCGGAUUGGGGAUUUACACGGUUUUGUGAACUGCGGAGACUCUUCAGCAUACAGUUUGAUAGUCGAGGUGUACCUCUAGUUCAGAAUGACGAGGCAAAUGUUACAGCUUAUGUGCGGGUGGUCAAGGACCCUACUGGAGUCUUAUGGCAUAGCUUCCAAAACUACGACUCCAAAAAGGAAACCGGCAUGGUAGGACUACGCAACCAAGGAGCAACAUGCUAUCUCAACUCCCUUCUACAGUCACUAUACUUCACAAACGCCUUCAGAAAGGCCGUCUAUAAAAUCCCUACCGACGAGGAGGCCACGAGAGCCAACAGCGCAUGGACCUUACAGCGGUUAUUCUAUAAUUUACAAACGAACGAGAAUGCUGUAUCCACUACUGAACUCACAGCCUCAUUUGGCUGGGAAUCCCGUCAAAUUUUUGAGCAACAGGAUGUCCAGGAGUUAUGCAGAAAACUGAUGGAGCGGCUAGAACAGAAAAUGAAGGGAACAUCCGUCGAAACAGCCCUGCCAGAUCUUUUCGUCGGAAAAACGAAAACAUAUCUUUCAUGCAUAAAUGUCAAUUACGAGUCUUCUCGUGUCGAAGAUUUCUGGGAUAUCCAGCUCAACGUCCGAGGGAACAAAACAUUGGAUGACAGUUUCAAGGACUACAUCCAGGUAGAGACUCUUGAAGGUGAGAACAAAUACGAUGCUGGCAGUCCUUACGGCCUCCAGGACGCACGGAAAGGGGUCAUCUUCGAAAGUUUCCCUCCUGUACUUCACCUCCACCUGAAGCGAUUUGAAUAUGAUAUCAAUCGGGAUGCUAUGAUGAAAUUGAAUGAUCGUCACACUUUUCCCAUGGAAUUUGACGUUACGCCCUACCUCUCAGAAGAAGCGGACAAGUCUGAAUCUUGGGAGUAUCAGCUUCACGGAGUCCUCGUACAUAGCGGUGAUUUCAAUGCCGGUCAUUAUUAUGCAUAUUUGAAGCCAACCAAAGAUGGCCAUUUCUACCGUUUUGAUGAUGAUAAAGUGAUCCGUGCGACGGAAAAAGAGGUUCUAGAAGAAAACUACGGCGGUGAAUACGAUUUCUCAAAUGGCACCAUGGCUAUGAAACAACAGUAUUCUAGAGGCUUGUCAACGAAGCGCUCCAUGAAUGCCUACAUGUUGGUUUACAUUCGGAAGUCUCGUCUGGACGAUGUACUAGUCCCUAUUACAUCGGAUGAUAUUCCCUCACAUAUUGAAACUCGUCUUGCUGAGGAGCGUGCUGAUCUGGCCCGAAGGAAGAAGGAAAAAGAGGAAGCUCACCUCUAUAUGAAUGUCGGAGUUCUUAGUCAAGAAACGUUCCAAGAUCAUCAUGGUUUUGAUCUGACAAGCAUUGAUCUGCCCAGUGGUGAUCCGGCUUUACCAAAGCCGUAUCGCAUUUUGCGAUCCAAAAAAGUCAGUGAGUUCGCAGACGAAAUUGGCAAAGAACGAGGCAUUGACCCGAAAUCUAUCCGCUUUUGGGUCAUGGUAAACCGACAAAACAAAACCACACGACCGGAUCAGGUCAUUCAAAACCCAGAAAUGACUAUUGAAGAUGCCUGGAACCGACUUGCUACCAAAGGAAAUGCCUUCAAGCUAUGGAUGGAAGUUGGCGAACCUGGCCCCGACGGCACAGUUUCCUGGCCAGAUCCCAGCUCUUCCGUACUCAUUUUCCUGAAACAUUUCGAUGCCUCUCUUCAGACCCUGACCGGAAUCAGCUCGGUUUAUGUUCGCAAGAACCAAAAAGUGUCCGAUCUCGCACCCACGAUUCUUGAAAAGAUGGGCUGGCCUGCUGGGACCGAAUUCCUUCUGUUUGAGGAAAUCAAACACACGAUGGUUGAUCCCAUGAAGCCAAAACAAACGUUCCAGCAAUCUGAAAUUCAAGAUGGUGAUAUCAUCACCUUCCAGAAGGCCUUGAACGAAUCAGAGCUUCCUUCCACCGCGAUAUACACGGAAACAAGACAAUACUAUGAUUAUCUUCUGAACCGAAUGAACGUGAAAUUUGCACCUUUGAAAAGACAGGGCGACGAUUUUACUCUUACCCUAAGCCGGAAGAUGACCUACGAUCAGUUCUCGAAGAAAGUUGGCGAGCACUUGAAUGUAGAUCCUAGUCAUCUUCGCUUCUCUCCAGUUCUUGCCACCAAUGGCAAGCCUAAACAACCAAUCAAGCGCAAUGUUAACCAAACAUUGUAUCAAAUUCUCAGUGGACAGUACGGAACGUAUGGUUACAGCAUGCAUUUGCCAGAUGCGUUGUAUUAUGAAGUUCUUGAUACAAGCCUCAGCGAAUACGAAACCAAAAAGUCCCUCAAGGUUAUCUGGCUAGCCGAAGGAAUCAACAAGGAGACGAGUUAUGAACUCCUUGUUCCUCGAACUGGCCUUAUAAGCGACCUGCUAGCCGCGCUGCAGAAGAAGGCAGAGCUAGACGACGAGACGAUUAAGAAAGUACGAAUUUACGAGGCAAAUUCUGGCAAGAUCUACAGAGAGCUCCCCGAAAAUUCCGACAUUUCUAGGUUGAAUGAAUACGUAUCGCUAUACGCUGAGAGAAUUCCUGACGAGGAGCUCGAUAUUCAAGAGGAUGAACGAGUUAUCAAUGCGUUCAACUUUGACCGAGAACCGACCAAGUCACACGGUAUUCCUUUCAAAUUCGUAGUCAAACCUGGCGAAGUGUUCAAAGAGACCAAAGAGCGACUGUCGAAACGCACAGGCAUCAAGGGAAAGCAGUUCGAAAAGAUAAAAUUUGCUGUCGUGCCUCGUGGGAUGUAUACAGGCACGAAAUAUCUCGAAGAUGAUGACAUUCUCUCGGAUGUCGCAAUUGAUUCUGAUGACCUCCUUGGUCUUGACCAUGUAAAUAAGAAUAAGAGUUUCUGGAGCAGGGGUGAAUCUUUCUUCAUCAGAUAG